Messenger RNA from Capra hircus (goat), 2920 nucleotides. It is a transcript of the gene VAV1, whose product is annotated as vav guanine nucleotide exchange factor 1. The record is from RefSeq and is a predicted model, not a curated record. Lineage: Eukaryota; Metazoa; Chordata; Mammalia; Artiodactyla; Bovidae. Gene Ontology annotation, cellular component: cytoplasm. The transcript is spliced from 27 exons. Gene Ontology annotation, biological process: cell migration; regulation of GTPase activity; intracellular signal transduction. Gene Ontology annotation, molecular function: guanyl-nucleotide exchange factor activity; protein binding. Bases 132 to 2666 code for a protein of 844 amino acids.
CUCUCAGGGCGACAGUUACAGGCAAAAAAGAGGAAGUGGUAGCUAGCUAGCAGAGGCAGGCAGGCAGGCGGGCGGCGGGCGGGUGGAGGAGGCCGCGAGGGUGUGCGGACCGGCCUGGGAAGGCAGCGGCCAUGGAGCUGUGGCGCCAGUGCACCCACUGGCUCAUCCAGUGCCGGGUGCUACCGCCCAGCCACCGUGUGACCUGGGAUGGUGCCCAGGUGUGCGAGCUGGCGCAGGCCCUCCGGGAUGGCGUCCUUCUGUGCCAGCUGCUCAACAACCUGCUGCCCCACGCUAUCAACCUGCGGGAAGUCAACCUGCGUCCCCAGAUGUCCCAGUUCCUCUGCCUUAAGAAUAUCCGCACUUUCCUGUCUACCUGCUAUGAGAAGUUUGGCCUCAAGAGGAGUGAACUCUUUGAGGCCUUCGACCUCUUCGAUGUGCAGGAUUUUGGCAAGGUCAUCUACACCCUGUCCGCUCUGUCCUGGACCCCGAUUGCCCAGAACAAGGGGAUCAUGCCCUUCCCCACUGAGGAGAGUGUGGGUGAUGAAGACAUCUACAGUGGACUGUCCGACCAGAUCGACGACACGGUGGAGGAGGAUGAGGACCUGUACGACUGCGUGGAGAACGAGGAGGCAGAGGGCGAUGAGGUCUACGAGGACCUCAUGCGCUCGGAGCCGGUACCCAUGCCGCCCAAGAUGACAGAGUAUGACAAGCGGUGCUGCUGUCUGCGGGAGAUCCAGCAGACGGAGGAGAAGUAUACGGACACGCUGGGCUCCAUCCAACAGCAUUUUAUGAAGCCCUUGCAGCGGUUCCUUAAACACCAAGACAUCGAGAUUAUCUUCAUCAACAUCGAGGACCUGCUUUGUGUGCACACCCAUUUCCUAAAGGAGAUGAAGGAAGCCCUGGCCAACCCCAGUGCAGCCACCCUCUACCAGGUCUUCAUCAAAUACAAGGAGAGGUUCCUCAUCUACGGCCGCUACUGCAGCCAGGUGGAGUCGGCCAGCAAGCACCUGGACCGCGUGGCCACAGCCCGGGAGGAUGUACAAAUGAAGCUGGAAGAAUGUUCUCAGCGCGCCAACAACGGGAGGUUCACCUUAAGGGACCUGUUGAUGGUCCCCAUGCAGCGAGUGCUCAAAUAUCACCUCCUGCUCCAGGAGCUGGUGAAACACACACAGGAUGCGAUGGAGAAGGACAACUUGCGGCUGGCCCUAGAUGCCAUGAGGGACCUGGCACAGUGUGUAAACGAGGUCAAGCGGGACAAUGAGACGCUGCGGCAGAUUACCAACUUCCAACUGUCCAUCGAGAACCUGGACCAGUCUCUAGCCCACUACGGCCGACCCAAGAUCGAUGGUGAGCUGAAGAUAACUUCGGUGGAGAGGCGCUCCAAGAUGGACAGGUAUGCCUUCCUGCUUGACAAAGCUCUGCUCAUCUGUAAGCGCCGAGGGGACUCCUACGACCUCAAGGACUUUGUGAACCUGCACAGCUUCCAGAUUCGAGAUGACUCCUCCGGAGAGAGGGACAACAAGAAGUGGACUCACAUGUUCCUCCUGAUUGAGGACCAAGGUGCUCAGGGCUAUGAGCUGUUCUUCAAGACACGAGAACUAAAGAAGAAGUGGAUGGAGCAGUUCGAGAUGGCCAUCUCCAACAUCUACCCUGAGAACGCCACUGCCAAUGGUCAUGACUUCCAGAUGUUUUCCUUUGAGGACACCGCAUCCUGCAAGGCUUGCCAGAUGCUGCUGAGAGGCACUUUCUAUCAGGGGUACCGCUGUCAACGGUGCCGAGCACCUGCACACAAGGAGUGUCUUGGGAGGGUCCCUCCAUGUGGUCGACAUGGACAAGAUUAUUCAGGAACUAUGAAGAAGGAUAAGCCACAUCGGCGGGCUCAAGACAAAAAGAGGAAUGAGCUAGGCCUGCCCAAGAUGGAGGUGUGCCAGGAAUACUAUGGGCUGCCCCCACCCCCUGGAGCCAUUGGACCUUUUCUACGCCUCAGCCUGGGAGACAUCGUGGAGCUCACCAAGGCUGAAGCCGAACAGAACUGGUGGGAGGGAAGGAAUACGUCUACCAAUGAAGUCGGCUGGUUUCCCUGCAAUAGGGUCAAGCCCUACGUGCAUGGUCCCCCCCAGGACCUGUCUGUUCAUCUCUGGUACGCUGGCCCCAUGGAGCGAGCCGGGGCGGAAAGCAUUCUUACCAACCGCUCGGAUGGGACGUUCUUGGUGCGGCAGAGGGUGAAGGAUGCUGCAGAAUUUGCCAUCAGCAUUAAGUAUAAUGUUGAAGUCAAGCAUAUUAAAAUCAUGACAGCAGAAGGACUGUACCGGAUUACAGAAAAGAAAGCUUUCAGGGGGCUUACGGAGCUGGUGGAAUUCUACCAGCAGAACUCUCUGAAGGAUUGCUUCAAGUCGCUGGACACCACCCUGCAGUUCCCCUUCAAGGAGCCUGAGAGGAGAGCCAUUAGCAAACCACCAGCCGGGAGCACCAAGUACUUUGGCACGGCCAAAGCCCGCUAUGACUUCUGCGCCCGGGACCGAUCAGAGCUGUCCCUCAAAGAGGGCGACAUUAUCAAGAUCCUUAACAAGAAGGGGCAGCAGGGCUGGUGGCGAGGGGAGAUCUACGGCCGGGUUGGCUGGUUCCCCUCCAACUAUGUGGAAGAGGACUAUUCUGAGUACUGCUGAGCCUUGGCACAUUGGCAGAGAGACAAGAGAUUCCAGGCUCCAAGCCCAGGAUGAACAGGCAGUGGGGCCAGGAGCUGGGACAGAUCCUGGUGGGCUGAGAGUCCGUGGACUGUGGAGGGCUAGCGUCCAGCUGGCAGGGCUCCAGGGAUGAUGCCCUGCCAUGGUUAAUUUAUAACACGUGCAUUUCCUCUUGGGUCCCCUUGAGAAGGUGGGGCUCCAGGCAACUACUUCCAAUAAAAUGAUGAAUGGAUGGA